This is a messenger RNA of Cooperia oncophora, 312 nucleotides long. Lineage: Eukaryota; Metazoa; Nematoda; Chromadorea; Rhabditida; Trichostrongylidae. The record is from the annotation of a GenBank genome assembly.
UCGUUCUUUUCAGGUGACCGAGCACUACAAGUUUAUCAGAAGCAGCAUCCUAACUUCACAAUUGUUGGUUUCUUCGAAGAAGCGGGUUUCAACUGUACAGAAACGAUGAAACUGUGCUCAUUUGGUGGUCGACAGUUUGACUGCUGUAAGUUCAUAAAGCCGUUAUUGACCAAUCUUGGUAAUUGCCUUUCACUGGAUAUGAGAAAUGCACGUGAAUGGAUGCGAAAGCAGACGGUUGCCGGAGUGAAUGCGGGACUUCAAAUAGUUCUUGACGUUUCAUAUGGAGGAGCAGUUCGACGGUUCCGAAGGUAA